This is a messenger RNA of Colletotrichum siamense, 1899 nucleotides long. RefSeq lists its product as uncharacterized. NCBI's taxonomy places the organism in Eukaryota, Fungi, Ascomycota, Sordariomycetes, Glomerellales, Glomerellaceae. The record is from RefSeq and is a predicted model, not a curated record. The coding region runs from base 1 to 1899 and encodes 632 amino acids. The transcript has a single exon. Gene Ontology annotation, cellular component: nucleus. Gene Ontology annotation, molecular function: DNA binding; zinc ion binding. Gene Ontology annotation, biological process: DNA-templated transcription.
AUGACUGACGUGUAUUUCAGUACCGAUGCCUAUUUCAACAGGAUGGUGGCCUUCUCUCUGUUUCAUGAGCCUUCCUUUGGCGACAAGAUUCAGACUAUAAAGAAUAGUCUUCAUCUCAAGGCAUUGAUGGCAUCGAUGUUUUCCAUCUCAGCACGCUUCAAUAUCGGCCCCGAUGGCGAGUCUUCGCUGACCUCGGCGAUGUCAAAUUGGCCAUCGCCUGCUCAUUUUCAUCACCUAGCAAAGGGCUUUGUAGAUCAGGCCCUCGAUGAAUAUGAUGAUGAGCCUCCUCCAAUAUGUGUCACGCAGGCCUUGGUGCUGUGCACUUUCUAUGAGCUGGCAAGGGGCGUCAGGGGCCAUGCGUGGCGGCUGCUCGGCACCUGUGUAAGGGUGGCUUAUGAGCAGCGGCUUCAUCUGAUUGACAGCAUGGCACCUGGUCCUACAAAGCCGCCAUCAACGCUGUCAGAGCUACUCAGUUGGUCUGAAAUGGAGGAGAGACGACGCGUUUGGUGGGUCAUUUGGCAAAUGGAUGCCUUCGCCUCAACAGUGCGCAAGUCGCCUGCCGCCAUCGAUCAGGCAAUCAACGAGACUUACCUCCCGGUGUCCGACGACGCUUGGUUCCAAAUCAAAUACCAAUCAAGCUGCUUUCUCGAUCCUAUACCAACUGAACGAUCGAAAAAGUUGUUGAAGUCUGGUAACAACAGCGAUAUGGCUUGGUUCGUUGUCGUUAACUCCAUUAUGCGAGAUGCUCAGGUGCUGGCUCGAGGAAACAUAAAUGGCGCCCUCUCAGAUUUGAUGCCCGGGGAUGAUGCGGGCUUUCAUUCCCUCAAAUACUACUUUCAUGGCCACUUCAGAAAGGCUCAGUCCUCUGAAGAUGGUCGGCAACUCUCUGUACUGAUAAGAGCUCUCCAACAGACAGUUGCGGCGCUGCCAGGACGACUGAGCUAUCAGGGAGGCUACCUUACCUUCGGAGAUGUGCCGUACGCAGACAACCCCGCGCAGCCCAGAUCCGAACCGCGGGAGGAUUCAGCGCAGCACGCUGUCUUCCUAAUGUCGCAGUUAGCAAGAUUCAUGAUAUAUCACCAUCUUGCUUUUGUUGAGAUACUUUUGGGUACUAUUUUCUCCGAAUCCGGCGGCUCCCCGUCUUUUGGAUGGUCUGCUACACCAAGGAGCGAGCGGGAGAGGCUAUCGAACUCCGAGGGGCUCAGAAACUGCCUCGAAGCCUCCGACAACAUAUACGCGGUCAUCAGCAGAUCUUCAGAAACGCAUGUAGAGUGGACCAACCCAUUCCUCGCUAGUACGGUGUGGCUCGCGGCAUCUCUGCAGAUACUCCGCAAGGUCUUCGCCCCGGCGACGUGCGGUGACCUCUCUGAACAGGAGUCUAAGAUUGACGUACUCCGUGGUGUGUGCCAAAGAUACACGGACUUUUGGGACACGCCGCGUAGCCUCCUGCAGAACCUGGAUACGUUAGAGGACCGACUUUUAAAGAAAAAGACGGAAAUGGCUGCCAUGGAAGCACAAAGUGUAUCGUGCUUUGAAUCGCGAAACACGGGACAACGGAGCUUUCCUGCAGCGGCGGAUGUCAGCGGACGAAAUCAUGUGGAAAACUUCCAAUUUGCAAGAGGAACGGGGCCUGAAAGCAACAACCCGCUUGCCCAGAGUCCGGUGGAGCCGCAGCCCGUGGACCGGGGUCACGGCGGAGGCCUGUCACUUUCACCGUAUACCUCGAUGAGCCGCGAAGAUUGGAUCGAUAGCCGGAGGGAUAUCUUGGAUAAUAUGGAAGCAGCAAACUACCCCACUGGAAACUUGGAGAUGCCAUACUUUAGUCCUUCGGAGGGAUUCGCUGGGUUUCCCGAGUCUGAUCAGGAGCUAAGUCUGUUCAUAUCUACGUUGGUAGGCUAG